AUGGCUAGUGAAGUAGGAUCUCAUAAGGAAAAAAAAUGGACUAGUGAAGAGGAUAGAAUGCUCAAGGAGUACCUUGUUGAGCAUGGGGAGGGCAAGUGGGCUUCUGUGGCUCACAAUUCAGGUCUUCAAAGGUCUGCGAACGACUGCAGAAAACGAUGGAUGAAUCACCUAAGGCCGGAAGUGAAUCACGCGGAGUUUACGGAGGAAGAACGUGAAACCAUCACACGACUCCACUCGAAAAUGGGAAACAGGUGGUCAAAGAUUGCAAAGAUGCUUCAAGGAAGAACUGAUGACCAAAUUAAGAGUUAUUGCAGAAUGAUGGAUUGA
This is a messenger RNA of Tripterygium wilfordii, 327 nucleotides long. RefSeq names its product transcription factor MYB57-like. The transcript has 3 exons. Lineage: Eukaryota; Viridiplantae; Streptophyta; Magnoliopsida; Celastrales; Celastraceae. Bases 1 to 327 code for a protein of 108 amino acids. The record is from RefSeq and is a predicted model, not a curated record.